Molecule: messenger RNA, 756 nt
Organism: Capronia coronata CBS 617.96
Lineage: Eukaryota; Fungi; Ascomycota; Eurotiomycetes; Chaetothyriales; Herpotrichiellaceae
Exons: 1
Coding region: 1-756 (251 amino acids)
Biological process (GO): protein dephosphorylation
Cellular component (GO): cytoplasm
Molecular function (GO): inositol diphosphate tetrakisphosphate diphosphatase activity; phosphatase activity
Source: RefSeq, a predicted model, not a curated record
AUGGCGGCGUCACUGCCUGGUUUGCGCACCCAAGACGAGUCGGCCACCAAUGCACUAGACAGAUCUCAACCCCCUACUCCAGAUGGGACAGGACGGCCCGUCAAUUUCCAAGUCAUUGCGCCCGGGCUCUAUCGAUCCAGCUACCCACUCGUUUCCCACUUCGAAACCCUCACCGACCUCGAGCUCAAGACCAUUGUCACACUGGUCCCACAACCUCUCUCCUGCGAGUACAGAAACUUUAUUUCAUCCAACGGCAUCGUCCACCAUCAUAUCCCAAUUCUGGCCAACAAGGAUCCUGAGGUCUAUUCUUCAGACGACACUGUCAACAAGGUCGUAAAACUUAUGCUCGACCCCACCAACUAUCCAAUGCUCAUUCAUUGCAACAAGGGCAAACAUCGAAGUGGAACAAUCUGCGCUGCCUUCCGCAAAGUCACGGGCUGGACCCUGGAAGCUUGUAUCGAGGAGUACGAGCGCUAUGCGAAACCCAAGGACCGCGACCUGGACAAGGUCUUCAUUGAACGUUACGACGCCUCCGUGCUCAAACCUCUGGCCUUUCAAAGAGGCUAUAUUGGUGGCGCGUACGGCAUGGGAAUGACGAGCACCGCUUCCACAAAAUCGUCCGUGUACACCACAAACACUGUGGAGACCGUCUUUACCAACGACGACUACCCGCCAACAUCAAACGACUAUCAGGAGCGCGCGAAAAAGGAGAGUGACGCGUUCCUCAAUUCCACCAGACUAUGGUCCCACAAAUAA